UAAUAAAAUUUCGAUAUUCAAAGUAUUCAACAAAUUUACCUUCCCGUUUAUUCGGAGAAUUUUAAUUAUUAUUUCAGCUGUUUUCUGUGAAAAAAACCUCAAUUAUGAUCCGCUGCUGUGUGCGAAAUUGUGAUACCGAUGAAAACGUGGUAAAUUGUACAACUGUGUUUUUCGUCAGCUUUCCGACCGAUCCGUAUCUACGAGAAGAAUGGAUUUUGGUUCUGUCGUCCCACGAUUCGCUGCCCUUUGACGAUCUCGACAGUGCCAGGAUAUGCAGCUGCCACUUCGCGGAGGAAGCUUUCGGCAAACAUCCGGUACAUGGCUAUCGGUUUCUGUUGCCCCGAGCGAUUCCUUCAGUGUUUCCUAAUACUAAUAAGAUAGCCAUCCAGGAUAUAUCGGACACGGAGCUGGAACCGGAACCAGAUCCAGUAAUCGAGCAAUUCAUUGAACCAGAUGAGGGUGCCGAUGAUGUGUUUUUCUACGAUGAAAAUUCCAUAGAUUCGGUUGACAGUCUGAAAUCUGAUGAACUAGAGGACAUUGUUCCUAAGGAGCCUACAAAAACGAUAGGCAUCCAGUACGUGGAUGGAAAAUAUUACUUCCUCCAGUCGGAGGGCGAAUCUGACGAUGACGCUGAUGUUGAUGACCUAAUUGAGCAAGAUAGUGUAAUCGCUAGUGAGGUAUCGUCCGUGGUCAAAGAACAAUUGAAGCUCCCAGAAGACGACCAAUUCGAAUCCUCCAGCAUGGAAUUGAAUUUAAUGACGUCUAAGAAAAAGACGAACGCCGACGAGAGCUUGACGGAUCUUGAUAGUUUAAUAACCACGUCGGAUGGACCGGAAUUCGAGGAUAAAUUGGAUAUUUCAGAUCACAUGAUCAAGCCGGAACCGGGCGAAGAAAUUGAUAUGGUAGACUUUUCUCAAUGCGAUCUAUUGACUGUGAAAGAUAGUCGCUCAGUUAUAACCGACUUUGGUACGAUUGAAAUGUUGGAGGAAAUCAAACCAUCCUCGUCCAAAGACAACAAUAAACAUGUCUGUGAAUACUGUAAAAAAGGGUUUGCUUAUCUCAGCGGACUCAAAAAGCACUCAUUGGUUCACACCGGGCAAAAACCUCAUGCUUGUCCGGAUUGUGGAAGAUGUUUUUCACAGAAAGUAAACCUCACCAUCCAUAUGAAACAACACACCGGGGAAGAAUCCUCCAAAAAGUUCUUCUGUCCAAUCUGUCAGAAAGGCUGCACCCGAAUGAGUGAGCUCAAAAUCCACCUUAAAACUCACUGGAAGAAAACACCCCACGGAUGUCCACUGUGCACGGAACGAUUCGGAGAAAUAACCAAUUUCUAUGAACACAUUAAAACUCGUCACAAGGACGACCUUACGCUACAGGAAGCCAUCCAGAUGAUUGCGCAGGACGAGAACACCGAGGUGAUCGCUUGUGGCACAGACGAAGAACAGCCUGAAAUCGACGGGGAAUGGCGCUGCCAAGUUUGCUUGAAAUCCUUUCGCACGGAACGAUUGUUGUCGAAACAUAAGCGGAAAAUGCACCCGAAAGUGUUCGUUUGCACCUUCUGUCCCAAACAGUUUCUCUAUCGAAGUUUGCUAGAUAAACACACUACAGUCCACACUCAGGAAAAGCGAUUCCUUUGUAAGUUCUGCGACGCGCGGUUUUCGCAAAAGAUAAAUCUUGACGUUCAUCUGCUCAAAAUUCACAACGUCGGGGAUCGGAAACUGGUUCAGAAGCAGUACGAAUGUUCUUACUGUCCAAAACUAUUUGAUAGGCAGUCCUCGCUGCAGUUACACGUUCGAGUACACACCAAGGAACGACCGUUUGGUUGCCGCGACUGUCCCAAGGCUUUCGCGUCCAACAGCGCCCUGGCAGCCCACAUUCGCACCAGUCAUCUGGGUGAAUCAAUUCUUCUGCAAUCGCGUGUUAAAAAAUCGGAACCCCUCGCUAGUGUUGGCGAGAGCGAGAGCAUCAUCUUGGAGGAGCAAAUUGAAACUGAAGGAUCCCAAACGGAUCAGAUUAUGAGUGAACAGGGCAACGAAAUCGUUUCGUACUCGAUUCAGUUCUUUAAAAACAGUUAAGAGUCCAGAAAAAUAAACGUCAUUGUACAUUUUAUUUUACAAUUUUAGCUUUUUACCUUCCAGUUGAAAUUAAAAUUUUCACCGGUUUUUUUUUGUCAACAGUCAACAGUUUUACAGUCAAUUUAUUUAUGCUGUACAUUUUGAUAUUGAUUUUGAUUCUCAUUUCAAAAAAGAAUCUUAAAUUCUGAUUCGCAAAACUCAUUUCAGACAAUACAUUUUGAUUGUAAAUUUCGAAUCUGAAACCUGAUUUUGAAUUAUAUGAUUCUGAAUUUUUAAACCGCCUGGAAUGGUUCUUAGCUGACUUGUUUUCCGUUUAGACUGUAUUGUUGUUUGUCAGUAUAAGUAUAAUUUAUUUAAGAUUAAUAGAUCGAUUAUUAUUUGACACA
Uranotaenia lowii is the source of this 2461-nucleotide messenger RNA. Its product is annotated as zinc finger protein 852-like. The record is from RefSeq and is a predicted model, not a curated record. The coding region runs from base 105 to 2075 and encodes 656 amino acids. The transcript is spliced from 7 exons. Gene Ontology annotation, cellular component: nucleus. NCBI's taxonomy places the organism in Eukaryota, Metazoa, Arthropoda, Insecta, Diptera, Culicidae.